This is a messenger RNA of Gadus morhua (Atlantic cod), 5803 nucleotides long. It is a transcript of the gene grm1a, whose product is annotated as glutamate receptor, metabotropic 1a. Gene Ontology annotation, molecular function: G protein-coupled receptor activity. Lineage: Eukaryota; Metazoa; Chordata; Actinopteri; Gadiformes; Gadidae. Gene Ontology annotation, biological process: G protein-coupled receptor signaling pathway. The coding region runs from base 304 to 3864 and encodes 1186 amino acids. The transcript has 9 exons. The record is from RefSeq and is a predicted model, not a curated record. Gene Ontology annotation, cellular component: membrane.
AGAGAGUGUGAAAGAGACGACAGAACGUUUGCUCAAGCGGUUCAAACUCAAGUCUCAGAGCCGAGGACUAUACACACGAAAGAAGAAGGAGGGUGCCACCCGUCAUCUGUCGCGGAUUCAGGUGUGUGUGCGUGGACCCGCUCCGGGAUUUGUACUCGCAUACCAUGAUGAUGCUCACUGGUUCGGUAAACGAGGAUGUAAAUGUGACGGAGAGCCAGGGUCUUUGCUCCACUGCCAUAAGCAGCAGAUAGAUAGUAUGUCUUCCCCACCACGACUGCUGGCACAGCUCCCGCGAUCUGGCACAUGGUGCGCGUAAAGAUGGAUUUCCCCGCGCUCCUGUUUUUUUUUCCCGCGCUCCUGUUUUUUCCCGCGCUGUUACUCCAGCAUGCAGCUGAGGCGAUCGGCCACAGCGGAAUCUACGAGCGGUCGGUGGUGCCGCGCGCCGCGCCCCGCUCCGUGGCCCGCAUGGACGGCGACGUGAUCAUCGGCGCGCUGUUCUCCGUGCACCACCAGCCGUCCGCCGAGAAGGUGGCUGAGCGGAAGUGCGGGGAGGUGCGAGAGCAGUACGGCAUCCAGAGGGUCGAGGCCAUGUUCCACGCGCUGGACCGCAUCAACGCGGACCCCACGCUGCUGCCCAACAUUAGUUUGGGCUGCGAGAUCAGGGACUCGUGCUGGCACUCCUCAGUGGCUCUUGAGCAGAGCAUCGAGUUCAUACGGGACUCCCUCAUCUCCAUCCGGGACGACAAGGACGGGUCCAAGUGGUGCAUCGACGGCACCCCGUCCAACCAGCCUCCCCCAUCCAAGAAGCCCAUCGCCGGGGUGAUCGGCCCGGGCUCCAGCUCCGUGGCCAUCCAGGUGCAGAAUCUUCUCCAGCUGUUCAACAUUCCCCAGAUCGCCUACUCGGCGACGAGCAUCGAUCUGAGUGACAAGACUUUGUUCAAGUACUUCCUGAGGGUGGUGCCCUCUGACACGCUGCAGGCCCGGGCCAUGCUGGACAUCGUCAAGCGGUACAACUGGACCUAUGUGUCGGCGGUUCACACCGAGGGUAACUACGGGGAGAGCGGCAUGGAGGCCUUCAAGGAGCUGGCGUCCCUGGAGGGUCUGUGCAUCGCCCACUCGGAUAAGAUCUACAGCAACGCCGGCGAGAAGCACUUCGACCGGCUGCUGCGCAAGCUGCGGGAGCGGCUGCCCAAGGCCCGCGUGGUCAUCUGCUUCUGCGAGGGCAUGACGGUGCGAGGCCUCCUCAUGGCCAUGCGCCGGCUGGGCGUGCACGGGGAGUUCCUGCUCAUCGGCAGCGAUGGCUGGGCCGACCGUGACGAGGUGGUGGAGGGCUAUGAGCAGGAGGCGGAGGGGGGCAUCACCAUGAAGCUGCAGUCGGCGGAGGUCACGUCUUUCGACGACUACUUCCUGAAGCUGCGUCUGGACACCAACACCAGGAACCCCUGGUUCGCCGAGUUCUGGCAGUACCGCUUCCAGUGCCGCCUGCCGGGCCACGCACAGGAGAACAAGAACUACAAGAAAGUCUGCCUGGGAAACGAGAGCCUGCACGAGAACUACGUGCAGGACAGCAAGAUGGGCUUCGUCAUCAACGCCAUCUACGCCAUGGCCCACGGCCUCCACGACCUACACACGGAGCUGUGUCCCGGGCAGCCAGGGCUCUGCGAGGCCAUGGACCCCAUCGACGGGAGCAAGCUGCUGGACAGCCUGCUCAAGACCUCCUUCAGGGGCGUCUCCGGGGAGGAGGUCUACUUUGACGAGAACGGCGACACGCCCGGAAGGUAUGACAUCAUGAACCUCCAGAACAUGGGCGAGGACGGCUACGACUACCUGCGCGUGGGGUACUGGCACGAGGGCCUGCUGAGCAUGGACGACAGCAAGCUGCUGAUGAACAGCAGCGAGAUGGUGCGCUCCGUCUGCAGCGAGCCCUGCGAGAGGGGGCAGAUCAAGGUGAUCAGGAAGGGGGAGGUGAGCUGCUGCUGGAUCUGCACCACCUGUAAGGACAACGAGUUUGUGCAGGACGAGUUCACCUGCAAGGCCUGCGAUCUGGGCUGGUGGCCCGACGAGGAGCUGGAAGUCUGUGAGCCCCUGCCUCUGAAGGUCCUGGACUGGUCGGACAUCGAGUCCAUGGUGGCGGUGGCGUUCUCCUGCGUGGGCAUCCUCAUCACCUCCUUCGUCACCUUCAUCUUCAUCCAGUACCGCGACACGCCGGUGGUCAAGUCCUCCAGCCGGGAGCUCUGCUACAUCAUCCUGGCCGGCAUCUUCAUGGGCUACAUCUGCCCCUUCACCCUGAUCGCCCGGCCCACCGUGGCCUCCUGCUACAUGCAGAGGCUUCUGGUCGGCCUGUCCUCCUCCAUGUGCUACUCGGCGCUGGUCACCAAGACCAACCGCAUCGCCCGCAUCCUGGCGGGCAGCAAGAAGAAGAUCUGCACGCGCAAGCCCCGCUUCAUGAGCGCCUGGGCCCAGGUGGUGAUCGCCUCGGUGCUGAUCAGCGUGCAGCUCAGCCUGGAGAUCGCCCUCAUCAUCCUGGAGCCGCCCAUGCCCGUCAAGUCCUACCCCAGCAUCAGCGAGGUGUUCCUCAUCUGCAACACCAGCACGGUGGGCAUGGUGGCGCCGCUGGGCUACAACGGCCUGCUGAUCAUGAGCUGCACCUACUACGCCUUCAAGACGCGCAACGUGCCGGCCAACUUCAACGAGGCCAAGUACAUCGCCUUCACCAUGUACACCACCUGCAUCAUCUGGCUGGCCUUCGUGCCAAUCUACUUCGGCUCCAACUACAAGAUCAUCACCACGUCCUUCUCCGUCAGCCUGAGCGUCACCGUGGCGCUGGGCUGCAUGUUCACGCCCAAGAUGUACAUCAUCAUCGCCAAGCCCGAGCGCAACGUGCGCAGCGCCUUCACCACGUCGGACGUGGUGCGCAUGCACGUGGGCGACGGCAAGACGGCCGCGCCCUGCGGCGGCAGCAGCCUGCUCAACAUGUUCCGCCGCAAGAAGCCCGCGCCCGCCAAUGCAAAUUCUAAUGGCAAGUCUGUGUCAUGGUCUGAAUCAGGUCCAAGACACCCUCCGAGGGGGGGGAAUGUGUGGCACAGACUGUCUGUGCAUGUGAGGAAACAGGAAGCCGGCACCAAUCAGAUGGCGGUCAUCAGGCCCCUAACUAACACCCCCGACCCCCACAGCUGUGAGCCCCCAACCCCCCGCGACCUUGGCACAGACCCCCGCCUCCCCACAGAGCCCCCCGUCACCAAGGCCCUGUACAACGUGGCCGAGGAGGACGACGACGACGAAGAGGAGGAGGAGGAGGAGGGCGACUCGCAGCGCCCCCUCUGGACCCCCGCCUGCCCACAGCCCCCGACACGGCCCGGGUCGGGCCCCCAACCAGACACGCCCCUUUUGCCCCCUCCCUUACCGAGCCGCACCGUCCUCGCCGCUGAGCACUUUCAACGGGCGGAGGUGGAAACGCAUCGCUCCAGUGUCCCCCUCCCCCACCCCCACCCCCACCCCCGCCCCGCGCCGACGGACACGGCCCCCCCGCCUCAGAUUCUGGCCCCCUCUCGCCUUCCGGCGGCCCUCCAAGCAGGGCUGUUCGGAGAGGAGGGGCCCGAGACGGACGAACUGGACCUCUUGCACAGCUACAUGCAUGACUCUAAGGACGAGGAAGAGGCGGAGGAGGACGAGGAGAGCUUGUCCAAGAGCAAGCUGACGCUGGAGGACUCCCUGGCUCUGUCGCCCCCCUCCCCCUUCAGGGACUCUGUGUGUUCAGAGGGCUCCGUGUCCCCGGCCGUGGACUCUUACCUGGGGACGUCCCCGGGCGCGGCCUACAGCGCCGCCAUACUGCGGGACUUCACACAGAGCUCCUCCACGCUGUGAGGGGUGGGGGAGCGGGGGGGCAGGCGACCUGUGGGGAUCCUCCUUCACUCUCUCCACCGACAUGCUUUAGACCCACCGGGGCUGACACGCAGAUCCUACAUGUGCACCGAGAAGCAAACACACACACACACACACACACACAUACACACAUCCACACGCUCAAAACAUGCAUGCCACUGCACACGCCCACCCUGACAUGCCCCCCACACACAAAUGCACACACAAUGCACAAACACGACAAACAUGACAAACAUGAACAUGACAGUAACACUUAAACCACAUAGGAUUCACAGCAUAGCACAGAACUAUAUCCCCCUGCACUUAAAUCAAGUUUUUCUCCAAUUUUGUUUCCUCUGAUUUUUGCUCUCUCAUUUGCUUGCUUCAAUGUUUUUCUUUUUCUUUUAUUAUUUUGUCUCAAUAGGAAAUAUAAAUACCUGGUACGGUUCAGGAACGCUGAACAACGCCAGAGCAGUACGCUGCUUCCGAAGGGCUGUGAGUCCACGUAGACUCGCUGGAAACACUGCAACUGGGAACAGUGCCAAAACUAGCUAGCUUGUGUGCCAAAAUGUGACAGGAUUAUAAAGCAGAUCUCAGAAUCACAACGAAGGAUGUAGCUGUCGUCUAGUUGAUGUGCAAUUAAAAAAAGCCUGAAUUAAAAGCAAAAUAAUGAUAAGUGUAGGAACAGGGAAGGCUACGUUUGGGUGGUCUGUGUGCGAACGCUGCACGUUAAGAUACAGACAAAAGCCAACUCCAAAGACAUCGCUACGCUAAGUGCAUAUCAUGACACCAUUAUCUAGCACUGUUUUCUUUUGCGACACUGUCUACGUGCAGUAGAGACAGGCUUGUGUGUGUGACAGGGAAAGAUGGAUUUUCUCUCGUUGAUAAGAAUACGCCUCUGCUUCUUUCUCUUCUUCUGACCUCAUUGACAUUUUUUUUAGAAACAAAGCCGUACUAAAUCACCGCACUGCUAUGGAUAAGUACGAUGCUGAAUGGUAAGAGGGUGAGAAAGGAGUGUGUGCUCGAUAUUAGAAACAGAAUAUAUGACUGAGAUGGAAUUCUUCUUCUCUUUUAAAAACCUGCGCUGUGUGAAACAUGACCUGAUAUGGAUUCGAUGUGCCAAUCAAAGCUGUAAUCUGUCGACUUUACCCUGCGUUCACUUUUUAAAUAUGUAGCUGAUAAAAGGUCUGCUUGAUUGUAGAUGAUGGUAAUGUUGUUUACUAGGUUUACACACAAUCAUACCUGAGCCGACUUUUCUAAGCAUGGGGAUGUGACAAAGAGCUAUACCAUGCAGUGUUUAUGAUAUUUCUUAUGUUUUUUGCGGUUUGCUGUGCCAUUGUAAUGGGGAAGAACACAGUACUUGUAUAAGUUCUCAAAGUUUGUAAUACUGUUGAGCCAUCUCUUGUUUUUCACACGAGUGGUAUGUUUGUACUAUCGGUAAAUGUUUAUACAUUUAGAAUGUGCAGAGAAAAAAAACAACAAAACUUUAUACAUUUUGAAAUUGUCUUACAGAUGCUUGUCAAGGAACAGUGUAUUGGCAUUGGGGUAUUUUAAGCUAACUGUAUGAGUCGGAUGUAUUCUCUUGAAAAUAAUCAGUUGUCAAAGUAACCGAAUGUUACUUACUAUAAUGAGAUUACGUGUUUUCAAUUUUGCUUAAAUCUCGUAUUAUAAAUUUAAGUAGUUACUUAAUCUUAUGGUUCUUAGUUCUUUAUCUAUAAAUGCAACUUUCCAAGUACCACAAUAACAAUGUACAGUGACAUAGUGCAAUCGUAUUGUAUUUCCAAAUGUUUUGGUCUAUUAUAGUGUUUCAAGAAGUUGUUUAAAGAUUUUAAGAAAUGUAAGUUAUGAGGGUGCCACCUGUUUAACACUGUCAAAUCUAGAAUGAAAUAGGCCUUCGUGUUUGGGCAAGUAUACUGUAAAAUAAACGAAAAUAUUUAUAUUA